AUGGCAGUGUCAGGACGUAAACUUCCAGAUUUUCAAUCUUCAGUGCAAAAAGGUUCAGCAGAGAAUUUUAACCACGAGUGUGAUACCUGUCUGAGUGAUGGUCAACAUAAAGAUGCCCAUGGUUAUUGUACAGAUUGCAAGGAAUAUCUUUGCAAAAACUGCUUUAAAUUUCACCAAAUAACCAAGGCUUUAAAGCACCAUCGACUGCUGGACAAAACUAACAUAGGUGAAUACAAAACUUCUUCAACAACUACUCAAGUAUGCACUGAAAAAUGUACAAGACAUGCUAAAGAGGUAAUCAAGUUCUUUUGUCUAAAACACAAGGUACUUGGUUGUCAUAACUGCAUGAUCAUGGAUCAUAGGACAUGUAAGAUUGACUAUAUACUCGAUAACUGUGCAGGAAUAGAUGACAGUGAAGAAUACAAGGGGACAAUGUGGCUGUUGAAUCAAAAGUUGAAAGAAAUAGAUUCCGUAAUAAAAAAGGCAACAGUCAGGGAUAAGGAGAUUGAUGUUUGCUAUGACAAACUCAUCCAAGAAAUUAUCAAAUUCCGAAAAGAAAUAAAUGAUCGGUUAGACCAACUGCAAAAACAAAUUGAGAAAGAGGCUGACAGAAAGAAAUCUGAUGAUAAACAAGUCAUCAAGAAAGCGCUUCAAACAUGUACAAAUGUUUCUGCUGAUAUGAACAAACUUCAGACAAAUUCAAGUUCUAGCAAUCAAUCGAAACUGAAUGGGCAACUUUACCUCAACAUGAAACAAGCUCAAUCCAAACUAAAGUCAGAUGAAAUACAGAAGGCUGAAGAAACAUUAGAAAAGACAAACAUGCAAUACACCUUUCAGCGUAACAAAAACUUAGUAGAUAUACUGUCCAAACCAAAUAUUCUUGGUAGCCUCAACCUAUCUAACAACCUAGUCCUGCCACAAAAAGAAGUUGACAAGCUUGUCAGAAAAGAAGAUAUAAAUGUAAGAACAAAGUCAGAUACUAAUCCAUGCUUUAUUACAGGAUGUGCUGUCUUGUCCUCUAACAAACUGGUGCUGGCUGAUACCUAUAACCACAAGGUUAAAGUUGUAGACAUACCAAGUAAAGUUGUGACAGAAGAGAAAGAACUUGACUUCAGACCAUGGGAUAUUGCUACAAUGUCUUCGGACCAGAUUGCUGUGACAAUUCCAAACAACAGUGAGGUUAUCAUAAUAAAAGCAGCCA
Messenger RNA from Mercenaria mercenaria, 1201 nucleotides. RefSeq names its product E3 ubiquitin-protein ligase TRIM33-like. NCBI's taxonomy places the organism in Eukaryota, Metazoa, Mollusca, Bivalvia, Venerida, Veneridae. Gene Ontology annotation, molecular function: zinc ion binding; ubiquitin-protein transferase activity. The annotation marks the transcript as partial. The transcript has a single exon. Gene Ontology annotation, biological process: positive regulation of DNA-templated transcription. Gene Ontology annotation, cellular component: chromatin; nucleoplasm. The record is from RefSeq and is a predicted model, not a curated record.